Molecule: messenger RNA, 423 nt
Organism: Striga hermonthica
Lineage: Eukaryota; Viridiplantae; Streptophyta; Magnoliopsida; Lamiales; Orobanchaceae
Source: the annotation of a GenBank genome assembly
AUGGCAGAGCAAGAAGACGGAAACCAACUCGGCGCCGACGAGCCACGCAGCCUCGAGAUCCCGACCCGCAGGGUUAAGUCCAUAAUGAAGAUCGACAAGGACAUUAACAGGGUCAACUCGGAAGCCCUAUUUCUCAUCGCUUCCUCAACCGAGCUUUUCCUUCAGUUCCUCGCCGAGAAAUCCGCGCGCGUCGCGCUCGAGAAGAAGAAGAGAACCGUGAGGCUUGAGCACCUGCGCCUUGCCGUCAAACGACACCGUCCUACAUCUGACUUUCUGUUUGAUUCCCUUCCCAUGCCCUCUCGCCCGUCUGAACAAAACACUCCCAGAGAUGGGGCUAAAUCGCGCGCGGGGAAGAAGGCCACCAACGAGCCUCUUCCUUUUGUUACUCGCUCAAUCGAUGCAUUCUUCAGGAAGUCUACUUAG